GGACCAAAGUGACGUAACUUCACGCAUGCGUGGACCAAUCGUGUAAGAGGAAAAAACAAGAUGGCGUUUCAUGAUGAAGACGUUCGUGUGUCUAUAAUAGUUUUGUGUUCUUAAUCAGUGCGUACGUGUACACAAAAAUGUUGUUUCAUAGAGAAAACGUCGUUAAUAUUUGUUUCUGUGCGAUACAUUGGUCAAAGUGCACUUUGACGCUUUUCCUGCGAGUUUAGCUUGUUACUUAAUUAGCUUAGCAUGUUAGCUGCUAACACGUCACUUAGCAGAGAUCAAGUGUGAGUGUGAAGUGUUGUGAUUGUGUCAAACUGUGCGAAAGAACGUACGAAGAGGACCUUUCUUCAACAAAAGAGAAUAAACGGGACAAGCGGUAGAAAUGGAUGGAUGGAUGGAUCAACUACUGGACGCUGUUUUCAAGAAACAUCAGGUUUCUUGAAAACACAGAACAGGGUGUAUUCACCUGACGUCACGUCCGGCUCAUAUAACUAUGUGAGCCUAGAAGUCUUCAACAAAAGAGAAGAACGAGCAACGACAUCAACUACUGGACGCUGUUUUCAAGAAACAUCAAGUUGUGUUACACAAAGCAGACGUCCAGCAGCCUCCUCAAAUAAAAGAGGAAGUGGAGGAACUGUGGGUCACUCAGGAGGAGGCUGAUCUCACCAUGUUUCCACUGACUGUUGUCUCUGUGAAGACUGAAGACCGUGAAGACAAACCACCUGAGUCCUCACGGCUUCAGCACAGUCCAAACGUCUGUGAAGAACAUCUUCCCGAGCAGCAGGAGUGGUCCCUUAGGAUGAAGCAAGAGGAGCCACAGCAAACCCACUUUAAGGGGGAAGAUGAGGACCCUCAGCCCUCACAAAUUAAAGAGGAAGAAGAAGACCCACAGGCCCUUCAUUUUAAAGAGGAAAAUGAGGAGCCACAACCCCCUAUGUUAAAAAAGAAGAUGAUAAGCAACAAUCUCCUGCCCCACAUUAAAGAGGAAGAGGAGGAACACAGCAUCAGUCAGGAGGGACAUUAUCUUGAAGGACUGGAGGAGGUUGACGUCACCAAGGUGCCAUUGACUGUUGUGAUUGUGAAGAGAGAAGAUGAUGAGGUCAAAGGUGAAAGUGAGGAGAGGAGAGAGGUGGAUUUUCCAAGCAGCAGCUCAACUCAACACGUGACAACAGAAGCUGACGGAGACCACUGUGACAAGCUUUUAGCUCCACUCUCAGAUAGUGACGACACAACGUCACACUCUACUGACUCUGACGAUGAAGACUCUGAUGCCGAUGAGACAUGUCACACUGACAACACACGCUUUAAAUGUUCUCACUGUGACAAAACCUUUAAUUACCGGUGCAAUCUGAACUCACACGUGAGAAUACACACUGGAGAAAAACCAUUCAUGUGCUCCGUUUGUAAUAAAAGAUUCUCCCGGAAGGAUUAUUUGAUAACACACACCAGUAUGCACACAGACGAAAAACCCCUUGUAUGUUCAGUCUGCGGUAAAGGUUUUGUGCAAAUUCGUAAUCUGAAAGUACACAUGAGAACACACACUGGAGAAAAACCUUUUAUGUGUUCCGUCUGCGGUAAAUGUUUUUCUCAAAAUUGUGAUUUGAAAAGACACAUGAACUCACACACGGGAGACAAACCGUUCGUGUGUUCAAUUUGUAGUAAAAGGUUCACCCAGAAAAGAAGCUUGAUUAAGCACACAAGAGUACACACUGGUGAAAAACGUUUUGUGUGUUCAGUCUGUGACAAAUGUUUUAUACAAAAUGGGGAUUUGAAAAGACACAUGAGAAUACACACUGGGGAGAAAAUGGUGAGUUGCAGUGUGUGUAAGGAAAGAUUCGCUUAUAAGUACCAGUGUGACAAACACAAGUGUGCUGGUGAGACAGCAGCAGCAAAUGAAGCUGCAGAAUUAAAAAAAACAACAUCACACAUAUAACAAGUGUGACAUAAUUGUAUUGCGCGUAACACAAUCUUGUUAAUAUGCUUUUACCAUUUAUAGAUUAGAUUUUUAGGAUUAGUGGUAUUAUUAUUAAUAUACAACAUUGUGUACAUAUAUUAGUAAACAAUUGUCUAUUUUAUGUACCCUUGUUUCAUGUUUUUUUUUAAUAAAAACAGAACAAAUAAA
Molecule: messenger RNA, 2125 nt
Organism: Entelurus aequoreus (snake pipefish)
Lineage: Eukaryota; Metazoa; Chordata; Actinopteri; Syngnathiformes; Syngnathidae
Product: gastrula zinc finger protein XlCGF48.2-like
Exons: 4
Coding region: 671-1936 (421 amino acids)
Cellular component (GO): nucleus
Source: RefSeq, a predicted model, not a curated record